CAGCUACCCUUUGAGCGAGUCCUUGUGGUCUCCCCACCUUUUGCUCCCUCCCCUGCGACGCGGGCCUCCCUUAUAUAAAACACAGCUUCUGCCCCUCUUCACAAGGAGAAACAGGUGGUAGCUAAAAGACAUGGCGGCCAUCGGAUCCUUUCUCCUCCCUCUCUGUCUCGUCCUCGCCAUCGCAUCCUUCACCGGAAGCACCACCGCGUCGGUAAUCCAGGAGGCAUGCGGCCGCACGUCGUUCCCCGAUCUGUGCGUCGAGUCCCUGUCCCAGAAGCCGGAGAGCCAAAGCACCGAUGAGCAUGGCCUGGCCGAGCUCGCCAUCAGGGUGGCGGCGGAGUCGGCCACGGCAGCUUCCACUUACGUCUCCAAGGGUCUGGAGGGGGCCGUCAACGAUUCGUCGUGGCACCAGUGCCUCGACGACUGCUCCGAGUCCUACGUGGACGCGGUGGAGCAGCUGGACGACUCCACGGGAGCGAUGGAAGAUAAAGGAUACGCCAACGUCAACAAGUGGGUGAGCGCGGCUAUCGCCGACGCACAGACGUGCUCGGAAGCGUGUGGGGACGUGGCUUUGCCGGAUAAGGCUACCCUCACCGAGAUGAAUACGGAGUUUACGAAUCUGUGCAAUGUUGUAUUGGGGCUUAUCGAACCUCUGUCCAAGUGAUCAUCACACGAUCACUCUAAUACUCGUCUUAUCCUCAUAAAAUAAUUCCAUUUUAUUGAUUUGUUAUCAUGCUUUACAUAAA
This is a messenger RNA of Musa acuminata AAA Group (dessert banana), 746 nucleotides long. RefSeq names its product pectinesterase inhibitor 7-like. The record is from RefSeq and is a predicted model, not a curated record. Lineage: Eukaryota; Viridiplantae; Streptophyta; Magnoliopsida; Zingiberales; Musaceae. Gene Ontology annotation, biological process: negative regulation of catalytic activity. The coding region runs from base 131 to 664 and encodes 177 amino acids. Gene Ontology annotation, molecular function: enzyme inhibitor activity. The transcript has a single exon.